Molecule: messenger RNA, 1088 nt
Organism: Capsella rubella
Lineage: Eukaryota; Viridiplantae; Streptophyta; Magnoliopsida; Brassicales; Brassicaceae
Product: protein TIC 20-I, chloroplastic
Exons: 3
Coding region: 135-932 (265 amino acids)
Source: RefSeq, a predicted model, not a curated record
UCCUUUAAUUGGGAGAGAGAAGGAUAGGAUUCAGAAGGAUGAUGAAGUAUAGAUGAAUGCGCGAUAAACCCUUGCUCUUCUUCUUCUACCUUCAGCUUCGAUUGUUCUCAGCCUCGGUAGUUUAGUUGGCAAGGAUGAUAACUGGAUGUAGCACACCAAGUGCACAUGUUCUAACGAGCCCUCGGGCAUUCAAGUCAUCAUCAUACAGAGCUGUAUCAGGACGGACUCAUCAUUGUCUUGCUCGAAGUUCAUUGUCUUCACCAUUUAAUGAGCUUCAAUCUAGAGUGCCGAGAGGUGUGCCUCUGUCAUAUCUCUCUGCCUCGUCUUCUCUGCUUCUGAAUGGAGAACAAGGUAGUUUGUCUGGUACAUUACCUGUGUUACCUGUUCGAAGAAAAACCCUUUUGACCCCGCGAGCAUCAAAAGAUGUACCUUCUAGCUUCCGAUUUCCUCCAAUGACCAAAAAGCCACAAUGGUGGUGGAGAACGUUGGCAUGCCUACCUUACCUAAUGCCUCUGCACGAAACAUGGAUGUAUGCAGAAACAGCUUACCAUCUCCACCCGUUCCUAGAAGAUUUUGAAUUCUUAACCUACCCAUUUUUGGGCGCCAUUGGAAGACUGCCAAGCUGGUUCCUCAUGGCCUACUUCUUUGUAGCUUAUCUAGGGAUAGUGCGGAGAAAAGAAUGGCCGCACUUCUUCAGGUUCCAUGUAGUGAUGGGUAUGCUUCUUGAAAUCGCUCUUCAGGUUAUUGGAACCGUUAGCAAGUGGAUGCCUCUUGGAGUCUAUUGGGGUAAGUUUGGGAUGCACUUCUGGACUGCUGUUGCGUUUGCUUAUCUGUUCACAGUCCUGGAAAGCAUACGGUGUGCACUUGCGGGUAUGUACGCCGAUAUUCCGUUCGUCUGUGAUGCUGCGUAUAUCCAGAUCCCAUACGACUAAUAGGAAUCAUCAGUAGAUCGUUGUAACUCUUUGAUUUAUAUAUUGUGUUUGUUAGGGCCUUGUGUUGUUACUAUGUCUCUUCUUGAAUUAUGUUUGUAAUAUUUCAUCGUUUCAUGAACUCAGUACUCAGCCAUCAAAAUUUUAGUCAUUUGAACA